AUGCGAUCACCGCCUUCUUCCUCGUGUUCCAAUUCGUCUUCUUCUUGUUGUUCUAGUUCCCUCGCUGCAACGAGUUUGGCCAACAGGCUCCGGACCGUGUUCAAGAAAGCUUCCGAGCUUACGACUCUCUGCGAUAUCGAAGCCUGCGUCAUCCAUUACGGACCAGACGGAGAAUUACAGACAUGGCCUAAGGAUCGACAGAAAGUGAGAGACUUGGCUCUUCGGUAUAGUCGUCUCGACGACGCCAAGAGGCGCAAGAAAAGCGUCAAUCUUUAUGGGUUCCUCAACAAGAACAAGAACAAGACCAAGGCGACGAAUCUGACGAAGAAGCCGAGGACGACGAACUCGAAUCAACUAAUGUAUCCACUCUCUGAUCACCACUCUCCCGACCAUAUCUCCCAACUGAUGGAGUCCUUGCUACGAAAGCGCUCCAUCUUGCAAGAAAGGCGUCGUUUUCUCGAGGCACGGAAACAGACAAAGGCAAAGUUGGAAGAUCAUAAGGGUUUAGCACCAUCCUCUCUCAACCAUCAACAGACCCAAUCCUUGAACCCUUCCUCUCUGAACCUUCAUCAGACCCAAUCCUUGAACCCUAGCAAGUUCUCGCUAGUUAUGUAUAACCACGAAGAUGCUACUCUCUCUCAAAUCCCACUCUCUGCAUCAAAUUUCACCAAUUUCACAGAUGAUUACUUGAUGCAUCAAGAGGUUAAUGGUUGUGGUCAGAAUAUAUCUAUGGGUUACAUCAACAGCAACAACUUCCAACUUCCUUGCGACUCAAACACACAAGAAUCUGUGAAUAACUACGGCUCGAAUCAGUUGAUGCCUCAAGAGCUUUGUGGUUAUGAUCAGAACAUCUGUAUGGGUGAUACUACCAACAGCAACAACUUUCAAGGUCCUUGCGUCUCAAACACACAAGCGGUACCAGUACAGGAGUCUGUGAAUAACUGCGGGAUGAAUGAGUUGAUGCCUCAAGAGCUUUAUGGUUAUGAUCAGAGCAUGUGCAUGAGUGAUACUACCAACAGCCACAACUUUCAACAUCCUUGCUUCUCAAACACGCAAGAUUUGGCAGCGUUGCCAUCGGAGUUACAAGAAUCUGUUAAUAACUUCAGGUUGAAUGACUUGACACAGCGAGCCGAUCCUUAUGGUAUUAUGUUCGGUAACAGUAGCUUCUCUCAAGAUCUCUCAGAUGUGUUUUCAAGCUAUGAUCUUCAGUUUGAUGAGAGCAGUCUACUUCAGACAUCUACCCAUCUAUCCACAUCAUUCCUAUCAGCUAGAUUUCUCUGA
This is a messenger RNA of Thlaspi arvense, 1281 nucleotides long. The record is from the annotation of a GenBank genome assembly. Lineage: Eukaryota; Viridiplantae; Streptophyta; Magnoliopsida; Brassicales; Brassicaceae.